AUCCAGGGAGGGUGGGUGAGGGGGAAGACGAGGGAUCGGGCCUGCGCCACGAUCGUCACGUCCCAUCGAAGCUGGAGCGGAUCCGGGCACCCGGAGCCCCCAUUCCAUCCCCUCCCGGCCCCAGGCAACUACAUCUCCCAGCAUCGCCCGCUCGGGCCGCGGGAAAGGGGAAAAAAAAAAAAAAAAAAGUUUGGGCCAAGCAUUCCCGGAAUGUGCUUCCUGCUGGCGCGGGGCGGGGGGCGGGCGGGGAGGCCCCGGCGGGGCGGGGAGGGCGCGGGGCGGCGCGGCCGGAGCCCGGGGCGCGCACUCGGCUCGGCCCGGCCCGGGCCGCAGCAUGGCCGAGCCGCUACUCAGGAAAACCUUCUCCCGCCUGCGGGGCCGGGAGAAACUUCCCCGGAAAAAGUCGGACGCCAAGGAGCGCGGCCGCCCAGCCCAGCGCCCAGAGCCCAGCCCUCCAGAGCCAGAGCCCCAGGCUCCCGAAGGGUCCCAGGCCAGAGCAGAGGGGCCCUCCAGCCCCGAGGCAUCAAGGAGCCCUGCACGGGGAGCCUACCUGCAAAGCCUGGAGCCCAGUAGCCGCCGAUGGGUGCUGGGUGGGGCCAAGCCAGCUGAGGACACCUCUUUAGGGCCUGGGGUACCUGGCAGUGGGGAGCCUGCCGGCGAGAUCUGGUACAACCCCAUCCCUGAGGAAGACCCCAGACCUCCAGCACCUGAGUCCCCGGGGCCACAGCCUGGCUCAGCUGAGUCAGAGGGCCUGGCCCCCCAAGAUGCAGCCCCCGCCAGCGCCCCAACCAAAGCCUCCCGCAUCAAGUCCCCGGGCCCCGCCAGGCGCCUCUCCAUAAAGAUGAAGAAGCUGCCGGAACUGCGGCGCCGCCUGAGCCUGCGAGGCCCCCGGGCUGGCCGGGAGCGCGAGAGGGCUGCCCCUGCGGGCUCCGUCAUCAGCCGCUACCACCUGGACAGCAGCGUGGGGGGCCCCGGGCGGGCAGCAGGGCCUGGGGGCACCCGGAGCCCGAGGGCCGGCUACCUCAGCGACGGGGACUCACCGGAGCGCCCAGCUGGUCCCCCGUCACCCACCUCCUUCCGGCCCUACGAGGUGGGUCCCACAGCCCGGGCACCCCCGGCCGCACUCUGGGGCCGCCUCAGCCUGCACCUGUACGGUCUCGGGGGGCUGCGGCCAGCGCCAGGGGCCACCCCCAGAGACCUCUGCUGCCUACUGCAAGUGGAUGGGGAGGCCCGGGCCCGAACAGGGCCACUGCGAGGGGGGCCGGACUUUCUGCGGCUGGACCACACCUUCCACCUGGAGCUGGAGGCCGCCAGGCUCCUGCGCGCCCUGGUGCUUGCGUGGGACCCUGGCGUGAGAAGGCACCGGCCCUGUGCCCAGGGCACCGUGCUGCUGCCCAUGGUCUUCCGAGGGUGCCAGGCCCAACAGCUGGCCGUGCGCCUGGAGCCCCAGGGGCUGCUGUAUGCCAAGCUGACCCUGUCGGAGCAGCAGGAAGCCCCUGCCACAGCUGAGCCCCGCGUCUUCGGGCUGCCCCUGCCACUGCUGGUGGAGCGGGAGCGGCCCCCCGGCCAAGUGCCCCUCAUCAUCCAGAAGUGCGUUGGGCAGAUCGAGCGCCGAGGGCUGCGGGUAGUGGGACUGUACCGUCUUUGUGGUUCAGCGGCAGUGAAGAAAGAGCUUCGGGAUGCCUUUGAGCGGGACAGUGCAGCAGUCUGCCUAUCUGAGGACCUGUACCCCGAUAUCAAUGUCAUCACUGGCAUCCUCAAGGAUUAUCUUCGAGAGUUGCCCACCCCACUCAUCACCCAGCCCCUGUAUAAGGUGGUACUGGAGGCCAUGGCCCGGGACCCCCCAAACAGAGCUCCCCCCACCACUGAGGGCACCCGAGGGCUCCUCAGCUGCCUGCCAGAUGUGGAAAGGGCCACGCUGACGCUCCUCCUGGACCACCUGCGCCUCGUCUCCUCCUUCCAUGCCUACAACCGCAUGACCCCACAGAACUUGGCCGUGUGCUUCGGGCCUGUGCUGCUGCCGGCACGCCAGGCGCCCACAAGGCCUCGUGCCCGCAGCUCCGGCCCAGGCCUUGCCAGUGCAGUGGACUUCAAGCACCACAUCGAGGUGCUGCACUACCUGCUGCAGUCUUGGCCAGAUCCCCGCCUGCCCCGAGAAUCUCCAGAUGUCGCGCCUUACUUGCGACCCAAACGACAGCCACCUCUGCACUUGCCGCUGGCAGACCCCGAAGUGGUGACUCGGCCCCGCGGUCGAGGAGGCCCCGAAAGCCCCCCGAGCAACCGCUACGCCGGCGACUGGAGCGUUUGCGGGCGGGACUUCCUGCCCUGUGGGCGGGAUUUCCUGUCCGGGCCAGACUACGACCACGUGACGGGCAGUGACAGCGAGGACGAGGACGAGGAGGUCGGCGAGCCGAGGGUCACUGGUGACUUCGAAGACGACUUCGAUGCGCCCUUCAACCCGCAUCUGAAUCUCAAAGACUUCGACGCCCUCAUCCUGGAUCUGGAGAGAGAGCUCUCCAAGCAAAUCAAUGUGUGCCUCUGAGCCAGAGGACGGGGUGGGACCCUGGUUGCUAAGGCGGUGCCCUGGUGACCAAGGAGAGCCAGACCUGUUGCUCAGGCCGAGCUCCUGGUUGCCAGCGAGUUACCACUUACACAGGACCAGUCGCGUGUAUGGCUGAGACUCAUUCCCAGUUUCCAGGGCCCAGUAUUUGGACACUAGUUGCGAAGUCUGGGGAUUGGGGAUUUUAGGGACCAGCGGUUGUGACCAUCUUUCCUGAGCACCAAGGGCAUCCCCUUUUGUUGCCAAAAAGGCAGUUCUCGCGCUUGCUAGGCUGGCCUCUCUUGCCUCCCCUUUGCUGGGGCAACACCAGUUACUGUGAGCAUCACCCUGGUGUGGUGAGUCACCUCUAGUCGGCCCUCUUGCUGCUGCCAACCAAAUCAGUAUUAGCUUUGAGCACUGCACUCUGUUUCUCCCUCCCUUGGACGACACAAAGACUAGCAUGAGGCACUGUUUGUGGGGGGCAGCCCCUAUCCUGGGUUCCAGCAUGGACACAGGGGUAGCCUGGGGCUUACAGAGAAACAACUGGUUUCCCCUACCCUUUUCCCGGGAAGACCCCACGAUUGGCCUCUAGUUAGCAAAUGGAGAUAACAGAGUCUGGCCUUUCCAAUCCCCAUCUCCUUGUCACCCCCCUGAAAAAAAUUGAGCACUUAAGCCCCUCCCUUUUGGAGGGGGCCCCCGGAAGCGUCAGGCUGGGGGCAGUCUGGUACGGAACAUAUUUAUUGCCUCCAUGCAUGUGUGUGUGUGUCUGUGAGGACUGGUGUGUGUGGACACGUCUGGAGCAGGCGUGUGGGGCUCUUUCAGGGACCACAGAGGAGGGAGCAGUUUGCGGUGCCCAGCCACCCUGAAAUCCCCAAUAAUGGUGCCUCAGUGGGCCCCAGAGUUCCAGUGGGAGAGUACGGUUCCCUCUCGUCUCCCUCUUCCUUUCCGCACCUCCAUCUUUGUGGAUAAUAAAUCAAUAUGCACAGGU
Pongo pygmaeus (Bornean orangutan) is the source of this 3527-nucleotide messenger RNA. RefSeq names its product synapse defective Rho GTPase activating protein 1 (gene SYDE1). NCBI's taxonomy places the organism in Eukaryota, Metazoa, Chordata, Mammalia, Primates, Hominidae. Gene Ontology annotation, cellular component: synaptic membrane. Bases 335 to 2542 code for a protein of 735 amino acids. The transcript has 8 exons. The record is from RefSeq and is a predicted model, not a curated record. Gene Ontology annotation, biological process: cell migration; signal transduction; regulation of Ras protein signal transduction. Gene Ontology annotation, molecular function: GTPase activator activity.